AUGCGCUUACUCUCACAAUCAAUUGGUAAACCACCAAUUUUUAUGGAAAAAAUUUUAUCAAAAUGGUGGAAAGUUUGUAUUAUUAGCAAGCUAUUAGCUAUAAUAUAUAUCUGUAUUAUUAUACAACCGGAAUACAAUGAACAUACAAUGGUUUCCGAAAAUGCUUUACUUCCAGCGCUUGUUACCGAACGUUUUAGCUAUUAUCAACGAAUUUUAACAUUUCUAAAUGGAUUUCAUAAUGAGCGUAAUAUUUCUGAUUACAUUAAUAAACAACUCUUGGCUUAUGGUAUUAUGACGCAGAAGAUGCGGUUUACAGUAACUCUUCCAGGCUUUAAUCAAUCCGGAACGAAUAUUAUUGGCGUUGUUCGUGCGAGCCGUUCAUCAUCAACUGAAGCAAUGCUUGUGGCCGUAUCAAUAACGAAAACAAAUUUGGAAGCGUUAGCUGUAGUGCUAGCUUUGGCAACUUAUUGUCGAGAACAAAUAUAUUGGGCUCGUGAUAUUCAAUUCAUUUUCGUAGACAAAAGUCUAGUCGGCUUGACAGCUUAUCUAGCUCAGUAUCACGAGCAUCAUCAUUCAUUUUUGCAAUCUGACAAAUUACAUUUUCAUAGUGGAGCAAUCGUUGGAGCUUUCGCUGUAAAAGCGAAAGGUUCAGUGUUUGAUACGAUAAACAUUGAACAUAACAUGGUUAAUGGUUUAUUACCAAAUUUGGAUUUAAUCAAUUUAAUGGCAAAAUUGGCGGAUAAAUUUGGACUAAAUCCGGAAGUUUUCAAUCAUGGAUAUCAAGAAUCAUGGUGGGAUUUAGCCGAAACAACUAGUAAAGCUAUGCUCAGUCAGGCCUUCAAUGAGAAAGAAGGAUUGCAUAGCAUUUUUGGACCAUACGGAAUACAAGCAGUAACUAUACAUGUUAAAAAUGCUAUGGAAGGACAUGCAUCGCUAACAGAUUUAGGUCGAAUAUGUGAAGGAGCAUUAAGAUCACUGAAUAAUAUCUUGGAAAAGUUUCACCAGUCAUACUUCCUUUAUAUCAUGACGGAUAUACGACAUUUUCUUUCUGUAGCUUAUUACAUGCCAGCUCUUGGUCUUAUUUUGUUUCCACUAUUAAUACUGGCACUUCGUAACUGGUUCAGUUUGAAAGAAUUCAGUUUUCCGAAUUCAUUCGUUCUUCUUCAUGUAAUUGGAAUAGUGCAAUAUUGUAUUAUCAGAAAUGUUGCUGUAUCACAAUUUUAUCAUACCUAUAUGGUUAUGCUAUCAUUUUCCGCUUUCAUUCCAUGGUAUUUGCUUUUUCCACUGUAA
This is a messenger RNA of Loa loa (African eye worm), 1290 nucleotides long. RefSeq lists its product as hypothetical. The coding region runs from base 1 to 1290 and encodes 429 amino acids. NCBI's taxonomy places the organism in Eukaryota, Metazoa, Nematoda, Chromadorea, Rhabditida, Onchocercidae. The record is from RefSeq and is a predicted model, not a curated record. The transcript has 7 exons. Gene Ontology annotation, cellular component: membrane; GPI-anchor transamidase complex. Gene Ontology annotation, biological process: attachment of GPI anchor to protein.